AUGUGGGGCAUGUGUGGGAGCGUGUUGGCAGAGGGCAGCUGCGUGGCUUGUGACCAGGUCAGAACUGUGACCAGCUGCCGUGCUGGCUCCCAACAGCCCGGACACCCCAAGCAGACACCGAAGAACGGCGAGGUUCAAGAAGUAGAACAAUGCUUGAAGCGCUUAUGGAAAAUGAACUUGGUGGGCUGCAUUGAAACUCUGGCAGGACUGAUUCCCAAGAAAAAUACUUCCCAAGCCCACACGGAGUGCUUAGUUCCCAGCCAGCCUAUGCUGGAAACAGUGGCUGUGAAGGUGUUGGGAGGUUGCAAACUCAUACUACGUCUACUGGACUGUUGCUGUAAAGCUUUUCUCUUGUCCGUUAAACAUCUCUGCUCAGAAGAAUUCAUACUUUUGAACACUGUGGCUUCGGGGUUGUUGAGCCGGCUAUGGAUUCAGUACAGGUGUGUAUUGCAGAGCCUCACAUCCCUGUAUGGCAUCUUGUCGACAUCCCUUCGUCUGGUGUCCGAGACCCAACAGAUGCCUUAUAUCAAGGGGUUUACCUUCCCUUCUGAUAUCAGUAACUUCCUUGGAGUUAACGUUUCCUCUGAGGUGAAGAAGCAAAAGGCUAGAAUGCUGACAACAAAAAAACCUACCAGCUGGCUGAAGAAGCUCUCCCCAGAAAUGCCAGAGGCAGUGUCACAGGUUGGGAAAAAGAGAAAUUUUGCGACCUGCACGAGUGCUGUGAAAAACUGUAGCAUCGCCAUGGACAUCGGCGAGCCAGUUCUGGUGACCAGAGCCAGCAGAGGGAAGCACCUGGAGUUUGAUGUGAAGAGCUUACUUAGACCAUCCAGACCUCCAACACAAGAGGGUAUAAGCACUGCAUCAACACCUUUUAAAGCAAAGUCGGCAUCGCUUUCGUCUCGUAUAGCAAAAUUGCAGCAUUCUGGAUCUCUUGUACAGAUGGUCCAAACAGCUGCGUCAUUUGGGGAGCUCUCAGAGGCACUCAGAAAAGCUAUUCUGUGGUGCAGAGGCAACAAAUUCAGAUCAGCAGCUUAUUUUCUGCGUAACAAGUUGCUGAAAAGCAACCGGCUGCACCACGUGGAGGCUCAAGGAUGCAGCUUGAAGAAAAAACUGUGCUGUGUCAAAACAUCUGUCCGUAAAUACCUCCUGUACGGGUCACAAAGCACACGCUGGCCAAAGCAAUACCUGAUGGCACGGUUCUGUCGAAGGAGGAUCACAUCAUCCAUGCACUUGAAGAGAACUCUGAAGACUGUUUGGAAAAAACCUUCUGAACUGUCUGCGGUCUGUGAGAGCAGCACAUCACUCAUCCUCCCAGCUUACCAGGAUGGGCCUCCGAGUUGGGAAGGACAGUCCAACGCUGAUACAGGCUGUGUCAAACGAAGCACAGCAGGGACCCCUAAGCGGCUGCUGCUGGAAGGAAGCCCUGGACCCCUGUGGGAAGAAGCUGCUGAGAACAUGGAUAUUGAUUCUAUUUUUGCAGCAAUGGGUGUCUGA
Opisthocomus hoazin is the source of this 1494-nucleotide messenger RNA. NCBI's taxonomy places the organism in Eukaryota, Metazoa, Chordata, Aves, Opisthocomiformes, Opisthocomidae. The record is from RefSeq and is a predicted model, not a curated record.